ACGUAGCUACUACACAAUUACGAAAAUCCCCAAGACGACGACAGGACAGCCCAAAGCUAGUCUCGCAAGAAUCUGGGACCAUGCUCGUCUUGGACGUCUGGAGCUGAGUCACAGUGCCAAACUCAAGUUUCGCUAUUUCUCUCCUUUCCCCAGCAUCGACUGACGACUUUUUUUCGAUUUGUGAUUCACUUUUGUCGGCCACAAGUUCAAUACUACACAGUUCACAUUCCGCAGCCGUGCUGUUCAGCUGAAUCGACUUGGACUUCCUGCGACCGACAUCUCGCACACACCCCCCGUGACGGGCGCCCUCCUCGAAGGAAGAAAAACGAGCGAUCCUGCUACUUCAUUCCAUUCCGCCAGCGCAGCGCCACCUGACACGUUCCCAAAGUGACGUGUAGCUUUACCGUGUACGUGUGUCGACUGAUUAAAUACAGUAAGGUAAGCUUAGACGGCCUGAAACGCGAGAGCAAGAGCAAAAUGCCUGCUGAUAACGAGUUGACAGCCAAGCUAUCGCGGCGCUUAGACCGAAACGAAGCGCUGGAACAAGGCCAGCAGGUAUCAAAUACCUACCGCACGACCGGCAUCAGCAUCUACAGCGAAUUCUCCGAGUUCAGCCGCAAGCAGAUCAAGGAAUACGAAAAAGCCUUCAAAAAGUAUGAUGCCGGCGGCGAUGGAUACCUGGAUCUGGAGGAGCUCAAGGUGACCAUGGAAAGGUUGGCUGCCCCACAGACCCACUUAAGUCUUAAAGCUAUGAUCAAAGAAGUCGAUGAAGACCAAGACGGAAAGCUGAGUUUUAGAGAGUUCCUGUUGGUGUUCCGCAAGGCCGCCUCCGGAGAACUGCCAGAAGAUUCCGGAUUAUGCCGUUUAGCAGCGCUGACGGAUAUUGAUGUCGGCCAAGUCGGAGUUAAUGGAGCGGCCAAUUUUUUCGAAUCAAAGAUUGAAGAAUUGACUAAAACGAGCAAAUUCGAGGCGGAGAUUCGCGAGGAACAAGAGAUGAAAAAGCGUGAAUUGGAGAUGAAAAAAUUACGCCGAGCCGAGUUCAAAGAAAAAGCCUCGCUUUUUGGCCAACAAAAUUGAAUAGACCUUCCAGAAUAGCACCGCACUUUGGCCGUCCGCAUAAUAAUGUUGCACUAUUUGUCAGUCUCCGGUAUGUACUACAAAUGUAAUUUUGAUAGAUAGAAAUAUCGCACCUCUCCAUCACCGCGGCCACAGUAAUCGAAAACAAAAUGAAAUUUUUUAAACUUUUACAAUUAAUUGAACGUUCAUUAACUAACUAGUCUUAUAUGCAUGUGUAUUCUCAUUUUUACAAAAAAGCAAAAUCUUCCGUUCAUCUUUUCCCGAUUUUGCCGUCUUUUUUGCUUUCGCAGUGAACAUUUCUGCUGACCUGAAGUUUUAUAACCGGGAUUAAUAAUACAUGGAUCUUGAAUUCG
Daphnia carinata is the source of this 1430-nucleotide messenger RNA. RefSeq names its product EF-hand domain-containing protein D2 homolog. The transcript is spliced from 7 exons. The record is from RefSeq and is a predicted model, not a curated record. Lineage: Eukaryota; Metazoa; Arthropoda; Branchiopoda; Diplostraca; Daphniidae. Bases 478 to 1077 code for a protein of 199 amino acids. Gene Ontology annotation, molecular function: calcium ion binding.